This is a messenger RNA of Pygocentrus nattereri (red-bellied piranha), 3085 nucleotides long. RefSeq names its product gastrula zinc finger protein XlCGF58.1-like. The transcript has 4 exons. Gene Ontology annotation, molecular function: RNA polymerase II cis-regulatory region sequence-specific DNA binding; DNA-binding transcription factor activity. Gene Ontology annotation, biological process: regulation of transcription by RNA polymerase II. The record is from RefSeq and is a predicted model, not a curated record. NCBI's taxonomy places the organism in Eukaryota, Metazoa, Chordata, Actinopteri, Characiformes, Serrasalmidae. The coding region runs from base 185 to 2419 and encodes 744 amino acids.
GCCACCAUAAGAGCCCAGAGAAAGAGGAACCAUGCAGUUUCAGUACUUAGUCCACGAGUUGGAACACUGAGCAAACUUAGCUGGUUUGUAGGUGACAAGUCCCACCUGUAGAAGAUAACACUGAAUUGGCCUAAUAGCUGAUCUGCCUCCAGCUUUUUGGAUUGUUUUGUGGAAGUGUUGGAGAAUGGCUGAUAAGACUAGACAGUCGUUUCCUCUUGAAGACUCCAUCUGUGCACUUUGUGAGGGUUAUUUAACCGCCCCUGUGAUUCUAAGAUGCUGCCACAGGUUGUGUAAAAGCUGCCUACACUGUUACUGGGAGUUAACAGGGUCCCUCAGAUGCCCUGUUUGUUUGAGAGAGCCAUCAUGUGAAGUUCUCCUACACAGCUUGGGUUCCAUGCCUGGUUCAAAUGGUGCAGAGGCUGCCAGCUAUAACCUUCUGGUGGGGAAGAACAAAGGAAGUAAGAUGACACAACCAAAGAUGGGGCUUCCAAGAGCUGCGAGCACUGUGGCAUCAGCUGGAAGUGAGAAGAGUGGUACUGCAAACCAGAUGUGGAUGGAAAUCAAAUAUGAACCAGUAGAUCAGAAGAUAACGGCUACUUUCAGCUUGGAAGAAACCAUCACAUGUGGUUUUAAAGCAGAGAUUGAGCAGUCCAGGACAAACAAAUUAAAGGAUGAUGAGCAGCUUGUAAACACUGAAAUUUGUUCUCACAACCAAAAACCAGAUUCCACUGAUCGGCUGACAUCAAGCAAGUUUGCAAGGAGUCUGAAAGUAGAACAAGCUAGCCUAAAUACCCAGUCUGCUGUUACGGGUUUGAGGUCCAACCUGUGUACUGAGUGUGGCAAGAGUUUCAAGAGCAAAUCUGCCCUGAAAGCACACCAGAAAUCCCACUCCUUACAGCGGCCACAUCGGUGCCCCACCUGUGGAAAGAAAUAUACUAGCAAGCAUGAGCUUAAGUUGCAUAUGCGGCUACAUAAGGGCGAGAAGCUCUUCCACUGCUCGUACUGCGAGAAGAAGUUCAUCAGGAAGAGUGGCCUGGAGACCCACGUAAGGAGUCACACCGGAGAGAAGCCUUUCACUUGCUUCCUAUGCGGGAAAAGCUUCAAUCGGAGGAACACGCUUAAAUUGCACCUGCAGCGGCACAAGGGUGAGAAACCACACCAGUGUGACCACUGCGGAAAGCUCUUUGUCACAGCAGCGACCUUUAGGGAUCAUAGGUUAACACAUACAGGAGAGAAGCCCUUUCCUUGCCCUCAGUGCGACAAGAAGUUCAUCCGAAAGUAUAGCCUGGAUGUUCAUUUGCGCAGUCACACGGGGCAGUUGCCCUUCGGCUGCACAGUAUGUGGGAAGCGCUUUCUGAUGAGGCAGGGCCUCACCAUGCAUGAGCUCAUUCACAAAGAGGACCGUCCCUUCAAGUGCCUGCACUGUGAGAGCAGCUUCCGGAGAAGCUCCCACCUCCAUUCGCACAUGAAGACCCACUCUACCGACAUGCCGUACAAAUGCUCACAUUGUGGAAAAUCCUUCAAGCAUCCCAACAGCGUCAAACUUCAUGAGCGCAUUCAUACGGGAGAGAAACCCUACAGUUGUGACCAGUGUGGGAAGUGUUUCAUAUCGUCGGGCGACCUGACGAAACACCGGCGUGUCCACACGAUGAAGAAAGACUACAAGUGCUCUCACUGCGAGAAGAGCUUUCGCUUUGGAGCCUCCCUGACGAUCCACCUGAGGACACACACAAAUGAGAGACCUUAUGAAUGCCAGCAGUGCGGUAAAACUUUCGCAGCUUUGUCACAUCUCCGGUGCCACGAGGCAGUGCACAGCAAUGAGCGACGCCACCGUUGCCCAGACUGCGGCCAGGGGUUCAACAACCACAGCACCCUGAAGUCCCACCGGAUGACCCAUGGCCCCAGGCCACAGUUUAAGUGCACCACUUGUGGGAAGAUCUUCACCCGCAAGGACACCUUCCGAGACCACCAAGCGACUCAUUCAGGUGCCAAAGUCUACCACUGCCCAGAAUGCGGGAAGAGCCUGAGCACCUCCAGCAGUUUUCGGCUACACGUGCAGAGCCACACACAGAAGACAAUGUACCCCUGCAUUGAUUGCGACAAGAGUUUCAGCAGCAAGGCAUACCUAAUGACACACCAGCAGAUGGUGCAUACUUCAGAAACACCAUAUGCUUGUACAAGGUGCGGAGAGAGCUUUAACUCCCCCGGGAAACUGGUUACACAUGAGCUGAAACAUUCAAAAAAGAGAGAGCAUGUGUGCUCGCAGUGUGGGAAGGCUUUUAGACAGAAAAUGACCCUCCAACGGCACAAGAAGCUCCAUUCUGAUGUAAGACCACAUCAGUGCCAGGAAUGUGGGAAACAGUUUAUAAGGAAAGACGGCCUGAGGUGUCAUCUAAAGACUCAUGAAGUGAAAAACUAAGCAUGUUCUGACCGUUCAAAACUUUCUUUUUGCCCGUUUAAGACUACGAUCAGGUUUUCUGGUGUGCGUUAGUGCAUGCGGUCAUAUGCAAAAAUUUGGGCACCCCUGGCAAAAUGACAUUGCUUUUCUAAGUGAAAAUAAGUAAACAUCCUCUACAGAGAACACACUUGCUGUGCACUUCAUCACACUUUCAUACUGACUGUUGGAUUUCAUGUACUGAGGAAUGUGCAGAAGUUAUGACACAUCUUGUUUUUCCUGAAACUUCCCACAUGCCAUGUGUGCUUUCUUUUGUAGAGGAUGUGUAACUUAUUUUAAUUAGAAAAUCCACAAAGCAUUAUUUGACCAGGUGUGUUCAAAUGUUUGCAUGUGACUGUGUAUAUUAAAAACACCAGUGCACUCAACACCCCAGAGGUUUUGGUUUAUACUGGAAAAGUGGUUUAGACGAUGUAUAAAGUUUAAAAAUGGAAAAUUUAAAGUUUUGAUUAACUUUUUCUGUACACACAACAGACUACUGAUUAUAAAACAGAAAUAUUGAGGGGGGAAAAAAGGGGGAUUACACCAUAUUUUUCAGAAUGUAAUCAUUAAGAUAUAAACUGAUUUUUUUUUUUUUGCCCAGAGUUGUGCUUUGCCCUGUUUUUGAUUAAUAAACUGUAUUCCCCAGCCCUG